Molecule: messenger RNA, 1451 nt
Organism: Cololabis saira (Pacific saury)
Lineage: Eukaryota; Metazoa; Chordata; Actinopteri; Beloniformes; Belonidae
Gene: ric3b
Product: RIC3 acetylcholine receptor chaperone b
Exons: 6
Coding region: 114-1265 (383 amino acids)
Biological process (GO): synaptic transmission, cholinergic; protein localization to cell surface
Cellular component (GO): neuron projection; neuronal cell body; intracellular membrane-bounded organelle
Source: RefSeq, a predicted model, not a curated record
GACAACAAGGAAGUUCCAGCGACCUCCGUCUCCCUCCGCGUCCAGAUCCGCGUUUGGUGCCCCGUUUUCGGCCGGAGGGGCAGCCGCGGGGGCCCCGGGAACCCGCCGUUGCCAUGGCGAUGUCCACCUUCCAGAAGGUGACUCUGGCCACGUGCCUCGUGCUGUGCGUGGCGCUGCUGCUGCCAAAGAUGCUGCUGUCCCGCAGGAAGGAUGCGGAGCGGCCGGACGGUGCAGGUCGGUUCCCCCCCGGGAUGCACCGCCAGGGGGCGCCAGAGGGCCGGGGUAAGAAGGUCUCGGGGUCCGGCUUCUCCAGGGCCCAGAACUCGGAGGCCACGCCCAGGACCAAGGGGGCGGGGCCGGGACCCGGGACCGGGGGCAAGUCCAACCUGGCGGGACAGAUCAUCCCCGUCUACGGCUUCGGCAUCCUGCUCUACAUCCUCUACAUCCUGUUCAAGAUCAUGUCCAAAGGGAGCAGCCAAGCGGCUGACAGCAGGUUUCCUCCGGUUCGCUCGGAGAACAAGAAGAGAAAGAUCACGGACUUCGAACUGGCCCAGCUGCAGGACAAACUGAGGGAGACGGAGCUGGUGAUGGAGAAGAUCGUCUCCACGGCCCACCACAGUCCCGACAGGGUGAAGGGGGUGAGUCCGGACCAGGAGGAGAACCUGCUGCAGCAGCUGACGGAGAUAACGCGGGUGAUGCAGGAGGGCCAGCUGGUGGAGGGCGGCGUCCCGAACAAGACCCCCAAAGACUGGGACGGUGUCCCCGAGGCGUCUCCUCCCUACUGGGAGACAUGCUGCUGUCAGCACCAUCCAGAGAGGACGGAAGGGGACGAGACCAGCCGGGGGGACGACCCGGCCGAGGACGUCCCGGUCGGAGAUCUGAGGACGGAACCCGUUACCGUAGCGAGUGAUGAAGACGUGUCCCCGGGGAAGGAUCCGGGGACGAGAGACACCGGGUACGACUACGAGGAGGGAGGUGGACCCGCUGGUCUGGACGUCCCGGAGGACGAACACGAGGAGGGAGGUGGACCCGCUGGUCCGGACGUCCCGGAGGACGAACACGAGGAGGGAGGUGGACCCGCUGGUCCGGACGUCCCGGAGGACGAACACGAGGAGGGAGGUGGACCUGCUGGUCCUGACGUCCCGGAGGACGAGGACACCGCCCCCCUGGAGCAGGAAAAGACGACCCCUCCGGCGGAGACAGAGACGUCCAGCAGCUCGGUCAGACGGAGGAGCAGGAGGAAGACGAAGAAGAGACAGCAUUGAACUGGUCUGAGCCGUCCCCCAUGCAGGUCCUGGUUCCUACCAGAACGCUGGGUUUUGUUGUUCGUUUUCUUAAAACGAAAAAACUACAUAUGGUUCCUUUAUAUCAGGGGUCGGCAACCCGCGGCUCCAGAGCCGCAUGUGGCUCUUUAGCGCCGCCCUAGUGGCUCCUGGAGCUUUUUCAAAAAU